Messenger RNA from Lepidothrix coronata (blue-crowned manakin), 415 nucleotides. RefSeq names its product unconventional myosin-Ih-like. Gene Ontology annotation, biological process: actin filament organization; vesicle transport along actin filament. Gene Ontology annotation, molecular function: actin filament binding; microfilament motor activity; ATP binding. Lineage: Eukaryota; Metazoa; Chordata; Aves; Passeriformes; Pipridae. The annotation marks the transcript as partial. The record is from RefSeq and is a predicted model, not a curated record. Gene Ontology annotation, cellular component: plasma membrane; microvillus; cytoplasm. The transcript is spliced from 4 exons.
GUUGCAACCCAGUUCAAAAACAGCCUGACAAGUCUGAUAGAAAUCCUGAUGUCCAAGGAGCCUUCUUACAUCCGCUGCAUUAAACCCAAUGACAACAAGGAGCCUGGGAAGUUUGAUGAUUUCCUGAUCCGACACCAGGUGAAGUACCUGGGCCUGAUGGAGCAUCUGCGGGUGCGACGAGCCGGCUUCGCGUACCGGCGCAAGUACGAGCUCUUCCUGCAAAGGUAUAAAUGCCUCUGUCCAGCUACCUGGCCCAACUGGCAUGGGACAGCAGCUGAGGGUGUGGAGAGGCUCAUCAAGCACAUAGGUUACAAGCCUGAGGAGUACAAAUUAGGAAGAACCAAAAUAUUCAUUCGUUUCCCAAAGACUCUGUUUGCUACAGAAGAUGCCUUUGAGUACAGGAAACAACUGCUGA